UUAAACCUGUUCCCCUGCCCCCAGCCAGUUGCCACCCACCACUUACUGACCUACUUCAGACAAGUGGCCCAUUCUAGAGGGUGGUCUAAGAGGCUUCUUGUGGGAGGCAUGGCCCCCAGGUAAUGUCCAUCUUCCUCUCUCCAGGCUCUGAAGAGCGGCUGGUACUCAGAUUUGAAGCUGACAACAUUUCCAACUACACAGCCCUUCUGCUGAGCAGGGAUGGCAACACUCUGUACGUGGGCGCCCAAGAGGCCCUCUUUGCACUCAACAGCAGCAUCAGCUUCCUGCCAGGUGGAGGGUACCAGGAGCUGCUGUGGCACGCAGAUGCGGAGAGGAAACAGCAGUGCAGCUUCAAGGGCAAGGACCCACAGCGCGAUUGUCAAAACUACAUCAAGAUCCUCCUGCCACUCAAUAGCAGCCACCUGUUCACCUGCGGCACAGCAGCCUUCAGCCCCGUGUGCACCUACAUCAACAUGGAGAACUUUACUCUGGCGCAGGACAAGGCAGGGAAUGUCCUCUUGGAAGAUGGCAAGGGUCGUUGUCCCUUUGACCCAAAUUUCAAGUCUACAGCCCUGGUGGUCGAUGGCGAGCUCUACACUGGAACAGUCAGCAGCUUCCAGGGGAAUGACCCGGCCAUCUCCCGGAGCCAGAGCCUCCGCCCCACCAAGACUGAGAGCUCCCUCAACUGGCUACAAGACCCAGCCUUUGUGGCCUCAGCCUACAUUCCUGAGAGCCUGGGCAGCUUGCAGGGGGAUGACGAUAAGAUCUACUUCUUCUUCAGUGAAACAGGCCAGGAGUUUGAGUUCUUUGAGAACACCAUUGUGUCCCGCAUCGCCCGCAUCUGCAAGGGUGAUGAGGGUGGUGAGCGGGUCCUGCAGCAGCGCUGGACAUCCUUCCUGAAGGCUCAGCUGCUGUGCUCCCGGCCCGAUGAUGGCUUCCCAUUCAACGUGCUGCAGGACGUCUUCACGCUGAGCCCUAGCCCCCAGGACUGGCUCGACACCCUCUUCUAUGGGGUCUUCACGUCCCAGUGGCACAGGGGGACCACAGAGGGCUCUGCCAUCUGUGUCUUCACCAUGAAGGAUGUGCAGAAGGCCUUCAACGGCCUCUACAAGGAGGUGAACCGGGAGACGCAGCAGUGGUACACCGUGACUCACCCGGUACCCAUGCCCCGGCCUGGAGCGUGCAUCACCAGCAGCGCCCGGGAAAGGAGGAUCAACUCGUCCCUGCAGCUCCCAGACCGGGUGCUGAACUUCCUCAAGGACCACUUCCUGAUGGAUGGGCAGGUCCGCAGCCACAUGCUUCUGCUGCAGCCUCGGGCCCGCUACCAGCGCGUGGCUGUACACCGCGUGGUUGGCCUGCACGACACCUAUGAUGUCCUGUUCCUGGGCACCGGUGAUGGCCGGCUGCACAAGGCUGUGAAUGUGGGCUCCAGGGUGCACAUCAUCGAGGAGCUCCAGGUCUUCCCCCCAGGACAGCCCGUGCAGAACCUGCUGCUGGACGCCAACAGGGGGCUGCUGUAUGCUGCCUCAUACUCGGGCGUAGUCCAGGUGCCUGUGGCCAACUGCAGCCUGUACCAGAGCUGCGGGGACUGCCUCCUUGCCCGGGACCCCUACUGCGCUUGGAGCGGCGCCAGCUGCAGGCACAUCAGCCUCCAGCAGCCUGAGCUGGCCUCCAGGUUGUGGAUCCAGGACAUUGAGGGGGCCAAUGCCAAGGGCCUGUGCAACACUUCCUGGCCCAGAUCCCGGACCAUUAUGUCUACAGGCAAGAAGCUGUGUGAGCAAGUCCAGUUCCAGCCCAACACGGUGAACACUUUGGCUUGCCCACUCCCCUCCAACUUGGCCACCCGGCUCUGGAUGCACAAUGAGGUCCCUGUCAAUGCCUCAGCCUCCUGUCGUGUGCUGCCCACCGGGGACCUGCUGCUGCUGGUGGGCAGCCAGCAGAGGCUGGGGCUUUUCCAGUGCUGGUCCCUGGAGAAUGGCUUCCAGCAGCUGGUCGCCAGCUACUGCCCAGAGAUGGUGGAGGAUGGGGCGGCGGACCAAGCAGACCAGGGUGGCAGUGUGCCUGUCAUUAUCAACACGUCGCGUGUGAGUGCACCAGUUGGCACAGGUACCUGGAGUGCCGACAAGUCCUACUGGAAUGAGUUCCUGGUGAUGUGUGUGCUAUUUGUGUUCGCUGUGGUUCUUCUAACUUUGUUCUUCCUCUACCGGCACCGGGAUGGCAUGAAAGUCUUCCUGAAGCAGGGAGAGUGUGCCAGCGUGCACCCCAAGACCCGCCCUGUGGGGCGGCUACCUGAGACCCGGCCGCUCAAUGGCGUCGGCCCCCCUAGCACCCCACUUGACCACCGAGGCUACCAGGCCCUGUCGGGUAUCUCCCCAGGGCCCCGGGUCUUCACCGAGUCAGAGAAGAGGCCGCUCAGCAUCCAGGACAGCUUUGUGGAGGUGUCCCCCAUGUGCCCCCGGCCCCGAGUACGCCUGGGCUCUGAGAUCCGGGACUCUGUGGUGUGA
Trichechus manatus latirostris (Florida manatee) is the source of this 2504-nucleotide messenger RNA. RefSeq names its product semaphorin 4B (gene SEMA4B). Gene Ontology annotation, biological process: axon guidance; neural crest cell migration; semaphorin-plexin signaling pathway. The record is from RefSeq and is a predicted model, not a curated record. The transcript has 13 exons. Bases 123 to 2504 code for a protein of 793 amino acids. Gene Ontology annotation, molecular function: semaphorin receptor binding; chemorepellent activity. Lineage: Eukaryota; Metazoa; Chordata; Mammalia; Sirenia; Trichechidae. Gene Ontology annotation, cellular component: plasma membrane.